AUGUCGGAAAAUCGACAAAGAGAAGAGAUCGAGGUUGCUUCUCCCACGACCCCACAGUUAAAGAGGCACUCGUCUCAACUCAGCGUUGAGUACAAGACACUUACAAUAAAGCUCGAAGAAGCGCGCACGAAGACUAUCGAAGUCGAUGAUAAAAGAAUAAAGGAUGAACUCGACAUUAAUUAUCAUAAACUGACCCUUAAUGAACUUGGUCUUCGCUUCGCCACUUCCAUUUCGUCGGGGAUUUCUUCAGCAUCGGCCGCCCGUAGGUUACAACGUAACGGCAAGAAUAUAAUCUCCCCACCCGAGUCCAAACUGUUUAUCAAAUUUUUCGAAUACUCAUUCGGUGGCUUCUGUCCAUUGCUAUGGUUUGCGUCAUUGAUAUGUUUUCUUGCCUGGAAACCUCUCGGUGAACCCACUCCCGACAAACAGAACCUGGGUCUUGCUAUUCUCCUUCUGAUUGUGAUUUUUCUCCAAGCGAUGUUUAAUGGUUACCAAGACUGGACAACAAACUCU
Molecule: messenger RNA, 513 nt
Organism: Paraglomus occultum
Lineage: Eukaryota; Fungi; Glomeromycota; Glomeromycetes; Paraglomerales; Paraglomeraceae
Source: the annotation of a GenBank genome assembly